Molecule: messenger RNA, 756 nt
Organism: Tuber aestivum (summer truffle)
Lineage: Eukaryota; Fungi; Ascomycota; Pezizomycetes; Pezizales; Tuberaceae
Source: the annotation of a GenBank genome assembly
GCGCCUCACUUGCUACUCUGACAUACGGUAGCAAACAAUCAUGUUCAGAUUUUCCACCCGUCGUACGUCCCGCACCCCUGCACAAUGCGCCGAGCGCAAGAGAAAGAAGACUGAUUGGAUUGAAUGUAAUGAUAGUCACAGCAUCGGCGCUGCCAAAGCCGUUCUUCAUAGCAAGGAACUCUCUUGUGGCGAGCCAAUUCCGGUAUGGCCACCGAACCUAGAACCCCUGUCUCGAAUUGCCUGGGCUCAUUCUAACCACCGUAUGAUAACUCUUCCUUUCUUUUGCUUAUCGGUCAUAGCCUCAUCACAACCUCCACCUCCGUUCCCGCACAGAAUGUCUCCCCGGACGACGCCUGCGCAAUCCUGGUCGCCCAGCGCAAGCAGCGGCCUAUAUCCCCGCACCUAAGCAUUUACCAGCCGCAACUGACCUGGUACGGGUCCGCUGCGAACAGGAUUACUGGUUCCGUUCUCUCGGUGGGUGCAUAUGGCUUCUUCGCCGCGUACGCUGUGGCGCCGGCGUUCGGAUGGCAUUUUGACAGCGCUACUAUCGCAGCGGCAUUCUCAGGGCUACCGGCUGCGGCCAAGUUUGGCAUUAAGCUUGCUGUUGCCUUGCCGUUUUCUUAUCACUCUUGGAAUGGGAUUAGGCAUUUGCUCUGGGAUACUGGCAAGGCGUUGGAUAUCAAAGAUGUCUACAGGACUGGGUACACUGUUCUUGGGUUAACGACCAUUAGCGCAAUUUACCUGGCGAUGGUUUAA